Messenger RNA from Daktulosphaira vitifoliae (grape phylloxera), 1622 nucleotides. RefSeq names its product nematocyst expressed protein 4-like. Bases 118 to 477 code for a protein of 119 amino acids. NCBI's taxonomy places the organism in Eukaryota, Metazoa, Arthropoda, Insecta, Hemiptera, Phylloxeridae. The transcript has 2 exons. The record is from RefSeq and is a predicted model, not a curated record.
AUAAUAUGAAGAGUUUGAUCCUCUCACAUUGUUCUGUUCGGGCCUGAGUUAUAUAAAAGGAAUACGAGCGCUAUACUGUACACUAAGUUUCAAAAUCAGCUAAGAGGUUAAAACAAGAUGGGCUUAACAACUCUGAAGUUGUUGAUAGUACUGUACUCUCUUGUUUUGCUAAUGGUCAUUGCAGCACCAACAAAUGAUGAACUUGAUUUAGAACCAUCACCUACGUUAUGGAUUGCUCGCCAAUGGAGUCAAGGUGAGAGUGGAUAUCCAGGAUCAUACUAUUCACCUAGCUAUCAACACCCCUAUCCAUAUCAACCACCAAAUCCAAGUUAUAGUGGUUGGGGACCAAAUAGACCACCCAGACCGCCACCUCCACCAGGUUAUUUGCCUAAUAGCAAUCCAAAUCCUCAAAUAGAUUAUUCAAAUUAUGGAGUACAUGGUGGGCAUGGUUUUGGUAGUUAUGGAAAUUAUAAGUAAUUUAAUAAAGUAACACAAAUGUUUAAGUCGUUAAGUUCAAAGAAUUAAAAUUUAAUUUAACAGUAAAAAAAUGUGAUAAUGUACAAAUAAGUUCUUAAUAGUUCAUCAAUAAAUAGCCUAUUUUAUAAUAUAUUUUUAUAUAAAAAAAAUUAACAAUAUUUUUGUUAACAAGUUAUAUACUUGUAAAAGUGUUUCUCAAUUGAUUUCCUUAAAAAUAUAAAUAUGUAUCAACAAUUUUAUCCUAAACAAUAAUUAAGUUUUUUUUCUUUUUGAGUUUUCUUUGUUUAUAUGCAUUAAUUAAAUAGAACGUUUAAUAAUUGAACCUGUUAUUUUAAUCUUCUAUUAAUAAAUAUAACAAAAUUAUAGUUAAAAUAAUACAUUCACUGCAAUGUAGUGACAAUAUAGAAUCAUCAUUUGAGAAACACUAUAUUUUUCAACAAAAUGUUUAGUUUCUUAUAGUAUAAGAAUAAUUUUAUGAAAACAUUAGAAAAUUGUAUAUUAUAUUAUACAAUUUUUAAAUACAUGAAAAAUAGUAUCAAAACAUAAUGAAUUACAUAUUGACUAGCAUUCAGUAAGUACAGAAAUAAUUAAAAAAUUCCAAUAUAGAAAUAAAUCUCAAUUAACAAAAUUCUUACCUACAUUAGCAUAAAUUGAAAUGUAAAAAAUAACACAUUGAACUAAAAAUUUCUUUUCUGUUCAAUGAACAAUAAAGAUUAAAACUGUCUCUUAAAUUAAUCACUUUUAUAUGUUUAAGUAAUUAUAAAAAAUUGUAAAACAAGUAAGUAGGAAUUCUUAUUAAUUAUACUUAUUAAAUUUUAGCCAAUUUUUUUUUAUAAUAAAGAGUUCGGAAUGCAUUAAAAAAUUUUGAUUUGAAUAUAUUGAUAUUUUUUUAAAUUUAAAUAUAGUUUUUAAAAAUACUUAUAUCACAAGAAAAUAUAUUAAUAGGUUAUGGUAUACUUUUUUGAUAAAAAGAAAUUUAUUUAUUAAAACUUUCAUGGUAGAAGAAACUGUUAACUUUAUUUCCUUUCUAAAGAGCAAAGCAUUUUUUACUUGAUUUUGAUAAAUAGAGUUUAUGAUUUUGUUUUAAAUAUAUAUUAAAAUGAGAUAUUACUUACUGAGUACAAAAUUAUUCCGAACGCUUCAUU